AGAGGGACAGAGGGAGGGCCCGGAGCCGCAAACCUCCCUGGAGCAGCUGCUGAGAACCCUCCGUUUCUCUGGACACUCACUGGGAGCUAUCCCUGGCACUUUAGUUUCUUCACCUGAGACCAGAUGUGGAGUAAACAGGACUCCCUGCAGAAGGAAAAUUCAGAUGCUGUGACGACUGGAAACAACCAGAGCAGUAAAUGCCAGACGUGGCCUACUGUGUGAGGCUGAGGUUGACAUGUCUCGAGUUUCCUCGUCAUCCACAGUGAAGCAAAUUGGUAACUAUCCGGGCAGCUCCCUCUCCAGCUCUCACUAUGGUCCCACGUACCAUAGCUACACUCCCAGCCUGGGCUGCAGUUACACAGACAAGAGCAAGCUGCUUUAUAAACCAGGCUACACCAACUAUAUUCCCCACACCAACUCUAACCGAGCAGCAAGCAAAUGUACUGUGGAGGCUGACCGAGGCCGGCAGAUCCCUCGCCCUGACAUGCUCACCAGGCGCAGUGAGAGUUUGAGCCGUGUUCCCCUGAAGGCCUUUCCGAGUGGACUCACUGGCGGAUACUGUGGUAACUAUGGUUACAGCACAGUGAGCAGUACCUCAGUGUACCCUCCUCCUCGGCUGUCUCUAACUCGCAGGAAGUCCAUCAGUCAGACAGACCUGAACCGCGAUCUGCUGAACCUCCACAUGGCAGACACAUACCAGUUAAACUCCAUAAAGAGCCCUACACUCACCCGACACGCCAUGGAUUCACAGGCUGGGAGCUACAGAGGCUGCACUCGGAGUGACAUCACCGAGGGUUGCUGUACCAAGGGCUCAGGAACUUACAGCUUACCACGGAGCGUGACACAGGAAACCAUUACUGCUUCAUUUAAAAAUACUGAUCGCUUCAGCCCAGCAUGGGAGAGGAGUGCAAGUACUGGGAGGUGUACUUCACCUGUUCGAGACACAAUGAAUUCUAAAACCAGCCAGGGUCUUGUGGGCCUUCGAAAUCUGGGCAACACUUGUUUCAUGAACUCCAUUCUGCAGUGUUUGAGUAACACCUGGGAGCUGAGAGAUUAUUGUAUUCAGAACACGUAUUGGCGAGAUCUGAACAACCGGGGCCGCACCAACACCGCACUCAUGGAGGAAUUUGCAAACCUUCUCCAGGCCAUGUGGACAUCCUCCAGCCAUGAUCCCAUCAGUCCUUCAGAGUUCAAAACACAAAUUCAAAAAUACGCUCCACGAUUUGUCGGAUACAAUCAACAGGAUGCCCAGGAGUUUUUACGUUUCUUGCUGGAUGGGCUUCAUAACGAAGUGAACAGAGUGUCAGUGCGUUCCAAGGCUAUCGUGGAGGACUUGGACCAUCUUCCGGACAAUGAAAAGGGGAGAAGAAUGUGGAAGAAAUACCUGGAGAGAGAGGACAGUUGGAUUGUAGAUCAUUUUGUGGGCCAGUUGAAAAGUUCCCUGACCUGCAGUGAAUGUGGCUAUUGUUCCACAGUGUUUGACCCCUUCUGGGAUUUGUCACUGCCCAUUUCAAAGAAAGGUUAUGGUGAAGUUUCACUAAUGGAUUGUAUAAGACUCUUCACAAAAGAGGAUGUUCUGGAUGGCGAAGAAAAGCCAACCUGCUACAGAUGUAAAACACGAAGAAAAUGUACCAAGAAAUUUACAAUCCAGAAAUUCCCAAAGAUCCUUGUGCUUCAUUUGAAGCGAUUCUCUGAAGCUCGGAUCCGCACCAGUAAGCUCACUACCUUUGUAAAUUUUCCUCUGAAAGACCUUGACCUUCAAGAGUUCUCAUCUGAAAACUCUGCUCAUGCAGUUUACAAUCUCUAUGCUGUGUCCAAUCACUCGGGCACCACCAUGGGUGGACAUUACACUGCAUACUGCAAGAACCCACAAUCUGCUGAGUGGUACAACUAUAAUGACUCCAGAGUAACUCCAAUGUCAUCAAAUCAGAUACGGACAAGUGAUGCCUAUGUGCUAUUUUAUGAACUGUCCUGUCCUUCCUCUCGGAUAUAAGUUUUUGGUCAUGAGAACAGGGGAAAAACAAAGCCGCUUAAACUGUCUCAGCAAUGCCGACAUUUUCAAAUGAUCAUCACAUAUGUCCUCAUGGUGCAACACAAAGUCCUUGACUAGGAAUUCAACCAAUCAAUGACCAGAAUGACUGACUGCACCAGGACCAAGAGGGGCGAAGGGGGGAGGGAUAACACAAAGGGCUCUCUUUCAGAAAUUCAGGGGUCACCAACCCUGAAGUCAUUGACAGAUAUUUUCCAAAGUACACACCAGCAUCUGCUGCAGAGUGAACCUGGGUUAGAUCCACAUCUUGCUGAUGAAAUACUGCCUACAACAGUAAGUUGUUGGAGCUGCAGGUUCCACAUCAGCAUCUCUCCUCAACACUGUCUUGGAGUAUGUUUAUUUUCAAUUGCAGAAUUUUUCUUGCAAGUCUUUUGAAACAUUAAAACCACAAAUUUGUUGCAUAGAGGGAUAGAGAUGAUCUGUUGCUGUUUCAGAUCCUCCGUUACAAACCAAGGAAUCUGAUUCGGGGGGAUUUUUAUUUAAGUGUUAAUUUAACUUUUUGGUUUAGUUGCAGUGAUUUGCCUGAAUUCCUUUGGCACAUCUGGUUGAACAUCACUGUCCAAAGAUGUUUCUAAUUUCCCUAACUGCCCCCUUCGAUGAGGAACCUGCAAUUUUAAAUAUUUUAAAAAUAUUUACAUUUCAGUAAAUUUGAAAUAUAAUUUCAGAUUUAAGGAAUCUAGCCAGCUCUGAAUUAGUGUUGAUUACCUGAAUUUGUACACUCUUCUUGAGGACUGAUAAGUCACAUUUUACUUGCCUGAAUUAAUCAGCUUCAUCUGAAUUGCAGAGAUAUGUCUAAGUGAUCCCUAUCUGUUAAACCAUUAAAUGGGAAGACAUUGUGCAGCUAAUAAGGUCCUAACUUGUUACUGGCACAGAAUCCUUUUUAUAACCUGACUAGAGAAGGGUCUCUUCUUAGAACCUAAAAACACAGGAUAACAAGUGGUAACUACCACAGUGUUUGCAAUGCUAGACUUUUUAAAAUCCCUGACAAAAUCUGUUUCUGGGGUAUUCUGAACACCAUGGAGUUGGUCAGUAGAGCUCAGGCUACUCAGACCUACAGCUGGUGCUCUGGGAAGUGAUCAGUUAGUAGUAGUGUUCCAUUGUCUUGUCUUGAUUCAUUCUAACUUUUCCUUUUUUUAAAAUUUUUUUUGUUUCCCUCCUAUCUACCUUCCUGCUUCUAUCAUCGUUUCUUUAAGGGCACUGCAUCUUUUCAAGGUCAUUUCUCAUUUGCUUCCUCACUUUACAUGUACCUUUUUCUAAUUUUCAGGGGAAAGGAAUUAAACUUGGAGAGAGACAGUAUUAAUAGUAAUCUUUAAAUAAUUUGGACUUUUCAGCUUCACAACUAAAACAGGUAGAUUGCUUGAUCAUAAAGUGAACCCUUUCAGCUGUCGUUAGGAUCCCAACCUCCAUCUUUCCCCAGUACACGACUCCUAUGGUCUAUUCUUCUUGCAGAGCCAAGCUCUGGAUAAGGGGAUACUGGGGUAAGAAGUUCAACUUCCUAUUGGGUGUUAUUAGCACAGCAGUUGUUUACUUUAAAAUAUAAAAGGUUAUGCAGGGAUAUUUACUGUGACGAGGUUGCAUGAGGUGAGCAGUAUGUACAUCUAACAAACCUGUGAUGUCUGCCAUAACAAAAUGGUUUCCAGCUGAAAACAUCAAUAAGGUCAUUUUGUAGGUUCAAGUAAUAGGAUCCUGAUAUUUGUCCACUGUUAAUUUUGCCUCCAGAUCCUCCCUGCUUUGAUGUUGGAAAUUUAUCUUUGUCUUUGAUCUGAGAUACAAAAUCACCUGGAAUUCAAGAGAUUAGUUCAUGAUUUAAAGGAUUGUAGAGAAUAUUACCCAGAACAUUUUCAAACCUCCUGUUAUGUGGGUUUAUUUGUUGCUCUCUCGCGCUCUCUGCCCGACAUGUAACUGGAUGACUUCUGAAAUGCGCACACUGUCCAUUGUACUUUCUGGCAUCACCCUCUGAGCCAAUGACUCUCUUUAAUAUCAUUAUUUCAUAAAAGAUAGGGUUUUGAGGGGAAAAAUGCAGACUGAUGAUGGAGUCUCUACCAUCUGAUAGCAAGUGUACCUCCUUUCAUCUCACUCCUAGUCUUUACAUCCUUUUAAUUGCCCUACUUAAAUAUAGCUGUGUAAAGCUGAUUGAUCU
Messenger RNA from Chiloscyllium plagiosum (whitespotted bambooshark), 4190 nucleotides. It is a transcript of the gene usp2a, whose product is annotated as ubiquitin specific peptidase 2a. Lineage: Eukaryota; Metazoa; Chordata; Chondrichthyes; Orectolobiformes; Hemiscylliidae. The record is from RefSeq and is a predicted model, not a curated record. Gene Ontology annotation, biological process: protein deubiquitination. Gene Ontology annotation, molecular function: cysteine-type deubiquitinase activity.